This is a messenger RNA of Juglans regia (Persian walnut), 1124 nucleotides long. Its product is annotated as non-functional pseudokinase ZED1-like. Gene Ontology annotation, biological process: protein phosphorylation; cell surface receptor signaling pathway. The transcript has 2 exons. Gene Ontology annotation, molecular function: protein serine/threonine kinase activity; ATP binding. Bases 92 to 967 code for a protein of 291 amino acids. Lineage: Eukaryota; Viridiplantae; Streptophyta; Magnoliopsida; Fagales; Juglandaceae. The record is from RefSeq and is a predicted model, not a curated record. Gene Ontology annotation, cellular component: plasma membrane.
CCUCUGAAUCAAACCCAGCUCCACCCACUUUCCGCGAAUUUUCUCUGUACUUUCGUGGAUUUUAAUGUGGUAAAGGUUAAUAGCUCGCAGAAUGGGGAGGAACGAAAGAGAUCAUUUGUUAAGAAUGGCCGGAAAACGAAAAACAGAGGGGGUGAAAGCCUUUCUAGAGAAUGGAAGCAUGCUAUUGGAGAAGCUGGUUGCCGCUUGUAAUGGUAGGCCUAUUCCCAUCCGUAUCUUCUCUUACCAAGAGCUCGUGUCUGCAACCAACAACUUUGAUCCAGGGCUUGUUCUACGCGUUGACGCGUACAACAUAUGGUACAAGGGUUCUCUUGAAGGGCGAACCAUUUCCAUUAAGAAAGAUGGAAGAAAUCCAUGUCCGAUCGAGAGUAUCUUCACCGACAUCGCUAUUUCUGCAAAGAUUAGGCCUCACAAGCAUGCUGUGAAGCUAAUAGGAUGCUGUCUCGAGACUCCAUUGCCCAUUUUAGUGUAUGAAUCUAUCACGAAUGGGACUCUUGCUGCUCGAAUUUAUGCCUCCGAUGAUGAUGGAGUUCCCCAACAAAGACGGCCUAUGGCGUGGCAGAGGAGAUUAAAGAUUGCGAGGGACAUAUCUCAUGCGAUUUCGUAUCUCCAUACUGCCUUCUCCAGACCCAUAAUCCAUAGGCAAAUAUCCGUGUUUUCUAUCGUCUUUGACCAACAUGAUGUUCCCAAAUUGUCAAACUUUUUUGAUUGCAUAACAAUUCCCGAGGGUGAAACCUGCGUCCGAGUUUCGUUUUCUGGUUCUUUUAACAGGACGACGUGCUCUUCACAUGGUAGAGUCCGUAAGAAACCGAAGAAUAAACGAGAUCGUGGAUGCUGCAAUCUUGGCAGAGGGGGAAGUAGCAGGUAUGGAGCAGCAAUUGCAAGCAGUGUUGCAGUUGGCUCUCGCAUGCGUAGACUUGGAACCAGAGAUCAGGCCAACCAUGGUUGAUGUUGCAAAAGAACUGCGGCGGAUUGAUAGGUUGUACUGAAUUUCCCCUCUUAUAUCUAAAUUCUCUUGUAAACAUCAAUUCCAUAAGAGGUAUUUUAUGGCUCUACUUAAUCACUUGUAUAAAAUCACUAAUUAUCCCGAAAGUUUAAGUUGAUUG